Striga asiatica is the source of this 1077-nucleotide messenger RNA. NCBI's taxonomy places the organism in Eukaryota, Viridiplantae, Streptophyta, Magnoliopsida, Lamiales, Orobanchaceae. The record is from the annotation of a GenBank genome assembly.
AUGUCUGCAAACCAACCACAAAGAUCAAUAUCAUGUGGGAAUUCGGUUCAAUUGGUCUCCAAAUCAUUGUCCGAAAAGCUCCUCGAAAAAUACUUUGAUGCUUUGGAGUUCGAUUUUGACUACAAGGAGAGCGCGUUGUGGUCCCCACUCGUUCCAAGACGAGCUUUUUCAGUCGUCGUGCCAUUGUCGGAUAGGAGCAAGAAAAUGAGAAGCUUGAGGAAGGUCACAAGUUGGUUUGGUGGCCUCAUGGCAUGCUUGAAGAAAGUGAAGAAAAUCUCUCCAUUCAGACUAUCCUCACUCCUCCGCCUCGAGAAGGACCCGAAGCGAGCUCUCCAUCUCUUCCUCAACCCGAACCCGAACGACCGAAGCCCGAACCCGAAACCCUUCCGCCACUCCCUCCUAUCCUACGACCUCAUCAUCUCCAAGCUCGGCCGGGCCCGAUUGUUCCCGGAGAUGGAGUCCAUCCUCGACAAACUGAAGAACGACACCAGAAUCGCCGCCGAAGAAGUCAUCUUCUGCAACGCCAUCACCUUCUACGGCCCGGCCCGAUCCCCCCUCGAGGCCCGCCGCGCGUUCGACGAGAUCCCCGCCUUCCGCUGCCGCCGGACGAUCAAAUCGUUCAACACGCUCCUCAGCAGCCUCGCCGCCUGCCGGGAGCUCGGCAUGGCCCGCGACCUGCUCGCCGAGAUCCGCGAUUUCGGGGGCCCGGACGCCUGCACGUACAACAUUCUGAUCCGGACCUUCCUCGCGCGGCCCGAUCUCGCCGGUGCCCGCCACCUGCUCGACGAAAUGCUCAGCCAAGGCGUGACCCCCAAUUCCGUCACUUUCGGGACCCUCAUCAACGGGCUCUGCGCGAAUUCGGAGCUGGACGAAGCCUUCAGGCUGAAGACGCAAAUGGAGGAGGAAUUCAAGAUCGGGCCCGACGAGCCCGUAUACGUCCGUCUAAUCAAAGCUCUCUGCAAAGCCAGCCAGCUCAGCCGAGCCAUGGACCUAAAGGAAGAAAUGCUGAGGAAAGGGGUUCGAGUGGGGACCGCAGUCUACUCCACGCUGAUCAGCGUGUUUUUCAAGGCGGGCUGA